Messenger RNA from Humulus lupulus (European hop), 2190 nucleotides. RefSeq names its product protein FAR1-RELATED SEQUENCE 5-like. Gene Ontology annotation, molecular function: zinc ion binding. The coding region runs from base 1 to 2190 and encodes 729 amino acids. The record is from RefSeq and is a predicted model, not a curated record. Gene Ontology annotation, biological process: regulation of DNA-templated transcription. NCBI's taxonomy places the organism in Eukaryota, Viridiplantae, Streptophyta, Magnoliopsida, Rosales, Cannabaceae. The transcript has 5 exons.
AUGUUUGCUCCGAGCUCUACAGGAGGUUCUAGCAAGAGGGCGGUUGGAGAAGGAUUUAGUGGGAAGGCAGUUAAGGAUGAAAUAUGCAAGUUGAAGGUUUCGAAGUUGACUGUUGAGUUUGACUUGACCACAACAAAGCCUGUUAAGAAACACGGCAACAUGUUUAAUAACAUGUGCCAUUUCUUUGCUAAUCCAGAAAUUGGCAAGCUGCCAAAUGUCAUAGACAAUUUUGAAAAACUCCAUCGCAGAAAAGAUGAAUGGAGAAAUGAAUAUGUUGAAGUUAAAUAUAGGAUGGACAAUACUAAUUUGGUGGAGAAUGAUUUACAAUCACGUCGAAAAAUAGAUUUUGAAAGUCAAGAUGGGAUAUUGUCUUCAAAUGUUGAUAUAAAAUCUCUUCAUUCUAAAAUUGAUGAAGAGGCAAUACCAAAGGUUGGUAUGGAGUUUAAUACUGAAGAGGAAGCUUAUAAUUUUUAUAAUGCAUAUGCGUAUAAGAUAGGUUUUAGUAUUAGAAGGAGUAAAAUGCAUAAAGAUUUUUUAGACGGACGGAUAAUAGAUAGAAUAUUUUGUUGCUCAUGUGAAGGUCAUCGAGAAAAAGAUAAACGAGAUGUUAUAGUGAAAUCUCAUCGUGCUGAAAUGACAUUUGGUUGUUUGGCAAGAAUGAAAAUCAAUUCUCGUCAAAAUAGUAAAUAUCGUGUGGUCGAUUUUGUUAUGGAACAUACACAUGUGACAUCAAGUCCUAGCAAAAGUCAUUUACAUAGAUCUCAAAGAAGAUUGACUGUAGCCCAAGCUGUUGAAAUUGAUUUAACUAACAUCUCAGGAAUUACUCCUAAGGCAAGUUAUGAUUUAAUGGCUAGGCGAGUUGGUGGGUGCGAGAACCUUGGAUAUACUAUUGUUGAUUGUCAAAAUUAUUUGCAGAGUAAACGAACAAUUCAAAUGAGAGUAGGAGAUACUGGUGGUAUACUUGAAUAUCUUCAAAGUAUGCAAUUAGAAGACCCUGCUUUUGUUAGUGCCAUGCAAGCUGAUGAAGAUGACAUGAUAACCAAUAUCUUUUGGGCAGAUGGAAGAAUGAUGACAGAUUAUUUCUAUUUCGGUGAUGUUGUUUCCUUUGACACAACUUACAAAAAAAAUAAAGAGUGUCGACCGUUCGCAAUGUUUCUUGGGGUGAAUCAUCACAAGCAAACUAUUAUCUUUGGAGCUGCACUAUUAUACGAUGAAACUGCUGAAACUUUUGCUUGGUUAUUUGACACUUUUGCUAAAACAAUGUCAGGAAAAAAGCCAAAGACUAUUCUUACUGACCAAGAUGCAGCAAUGGAAAAAGCUUUAGAGUCUCAAUGGCCAGAAACAACUCACCGUUUAUGCAUUUGGCACAUAUUGCAGAAUGCUGCAAAAAAUCUUAGUGGGGUUUUUCAAAAUUUUAGAGAAUUCACAAAGGAUUUUAGUAGUUGUAUUUAUGAUUAUGAUGAGAAGGAUGUUUUUAUUGAAGCUUGGAAUAGUAUGCUUGAGAAAUAUGAUCUUAGAGACAAUAAGUGGCUAAAAAAAAUGUUCAAUUUGAAGGAAAAAUGGGCAUUGGUAUAUGGAAGAGAGACACUUUGUGCAGACAUGAAAACUACUCAGCGGAGUGAAAGUAUGAAUAAUGUAAUUAAGAAUUAUGUUAGCUACAAGCAUGAAAUACCAAGAUUUUUUCAGCAUUUUCAAAGAUUAGUUGAGGAUCGUCAAUAUGAUGAGUUGAAGGCUGAUUUUAAAGCAACUCAAACUUCAUUGUCAUUGUCUUUGCCAAUAGAAAUUUUGAAGCAUACAUCAAUUGUUUACACUCCAGCUUUAUUCAGAAUGUUUGAGAAAGAAUUUUGCAAGGCUUAUGAUUGUGCUAUGAACAUUAAAAGUGAGAAUAGAACAGUGUCAGAGUAUACAGUGACCCCUCAUGGAAAGGUUUAUGAGCAUAUUGUUACAUAUGAUUCUUCUAAUGAUACAGUAACAUGUGGUUGUAAGAAAUUUGAUUUUGCAGGAAUUUUGUGUGCACAUAUUUUGAAGAGCAAGAGUGUGUCUGUUGAAGAUGCAAAAGCAAAAAUGGCAAAACAUUACAAAGAAGUUUGUAGAAUGCAAACUCAGCUAGCAACAAAAGCCGAUGAAGAUGAGAAAGCAUACAAAAUUAGCUCAAGGGAAAGAGAUUCCAACUUCUACUACCAGACAUAA